Molecule: messenger RNA, 6457 nt
Organism: Phyllopteryx taeniolatus (common seadragon)
Lineage: Eukaryota; Metazoa; Chordata; Actinopteri; Syngnathiformes; Syngnathidae
Product: monocarboxylate transporter 12-B-like
Exons: 8
Coding region: 4708-6414 (568 amino acids)
Biological process (GO): transmembrane transport; monocarboxylic acid transport
Molecular function (GO): monocarboxylic acid transmembrane transporter activity
Source: RefSeq, a predicted model, not a curated record
GCACGCCCGCGACCUUAGUGAGGAGAAGCGGCUCAGAAAAUGGAUGGAUGGAUGGAUGGAUGGAUAGUAGCAAACCUAAUUUUGACUAACUAGCUACUUAUUAGCUUCGUAUUGGUAGCUAUUCUAAGCUAUGUCGCAAAAUAUAUCUUUGCUGGCUAGAUACACGAGUAACCAAUAAUGUGUGAUGAAGCUAGUUAUCAAGUUAACCUACUAGCUUUUAACUGCUAACUUAUUAGUUUCGACAUGAGAGCUAGUUUUAGUUAGUCGCUAGCUACAGCUAGCUGCCUGGAUUUACACUCGUAGCUAAGAAUGUUUUCUCACUAGCUUCAUCUUAGUAACUGGUUCAUUAGCUUUAACAUGGUAGCUACUCUCAUUUGGUGAGUUUCAGACAUGUUGAGGCCACCAAGAAGGCAAGUGAAAAUGUAUGUAUUUUAGGGGUCCCUAACAUGAACCUUUCAUCAGUUUCAUUGAUUGACAUGAAAUUAGGUGAACAUGUCAAUCAUAACAGGACGCAUGAAAAAGUCUCAAUGUCCCAAAUGGAACAGUAAGUCUGCCAUUUUGGUUUGAAACAUUCAUUUUGUGCAAAGUCCAGGGAUCGUACUUUAGCAGUUGAUCCAAAUGAGUUCCAAUCGGGAGCAGGUAUCCUACACAGACAGGCGAGGCUAAAUUGGCAGUUUUUUUUAAACCAGUGCCAUCCCUUGUAGGCGAAGCAUCGCAUCAAAUGACGAAGAGGGCCAAACAUGAAAAAAGGACCCCUUGUGUGUUUUGGUGUGAAAAAAGCAGCCUCCUAGCCAGCUGUGCUCUAUUUGCAUUGAAGCCUUUCAGAGGAACUCCCAUCAUGCAUGAGCUCCAAGAAUCCACACUAGCACGCACGCACGCACAAACACACGCGCACACAUGCCUGAUAACUAAACAUUCAAAACAACCGUGUUAGAAAAGUUUAAGCUGCGAUGAAAGCAAACGGGUCAAAGCUCAAGUUUUUUUUUUCUUUCCCUUUUUUGUUUUUUGUUGCUUCAUCAUCCCUUGUGGCUGCGAAAGGUUUUCCGGGUUGUGAAGUUCGCCCCCGUGUUGAUUGACAGCAGUGCCGAUGACAAAAUGUGUGCUUAUUUACACAGAUGUCGCACAUCGAGCUGAUGCAGCAGUAAAAACGAUAAAUUGUGCUUCACGGGAGAAGCAAACAGGCAAUUGCGCACAUUCUUAGCUACUAAGAAAUAAAUCUAGUAAGCUAACAUGAGCUACCAGGUCCGACUCUAAGAUAAUAAAUACUCAUAAAUAGGUAGCAUGUUGAAGCUAGUAAUAAAACAUGCUAAGUGCAACAUAUUUAGCUACAAGGAAGUAAGUCUUUCUAUAACCCCAAUUCCAAUGACGUUGGGAGGUUGUGUUAAACAUAAAGACAGAAUACAAUGAAAUCAUGUUCAACCUAUAUUUAAUUGAAUACACUACAAAGAAAGGAUAUUUAAUGUUCAAACUGAUAAACUUGAUUGUUUUUAGCAAAUAAUCAUUAACUUAGAAUUUUAUGGCUGCAACAUGUUCCAAAAAAGCUGGGACAGGGUCAUGUUUACCACUGUGUUACAUCCCUUUUUUUUUUUAAAACAACAUUCAAUAAACGUUUGGGAACUGAAGACACUAAUUGUUGAAGCUUUGUAGGUGGAAUUCUUUCACAUUCUUGCUUGAUGUACAGCUUCAGCUUCAACAGUCUCUUCUCGUGUUGUUCAACAGUUUCAAUCAAUAAAAGUCGAAGGUCCAACUCCCAAAAAAAAAAAAAACAGUCCGGGGUCUCCGUUGUCAUAUUUUACGCUUCAUAAUGCGCAACACAUUUUCAAUGGAAGACAGGUCUGGACUGCAGGCAGGCCAGUCUAGUACCCGCACUCUUUUACUACGAAGCCACGCUGUUGUAACACGGGCAGAAUGUGGUUUGGCGUUGUCUUGCUAAAAUAAGGGGCGUCCAUGAAAAAGACGACGCUUGGAUGGCAGCAUAUGUGUCUCCAAAACCUGUAUGUACCUUUCAGCAUUAGUGGUGCCUUCACAGAUGUGUUAGUUACCCAUGCCAUUGGCACUAACACAGCCCCAUACCAUCACAGAUGCUGGCUUUUGAACUUUGCAUCCAUAACAGUCCGGAUGGUUCUUUUCCUCUUUGGCCCAAAAACAAUUUGAAAUGUGGACUCGUCGGACCACAGAACAUUUUUCCACUUUGCAUCAGUCUAUCUUAGAUGAGCUCUGGCCCAGAGAAGCCGGCGGCGUUUCUGGGUGUUGUUGAUAAAUGGCUUUUGCUUUGCAUAGUAGAGUUUCAAGUUGCACUUACGGAAGCAGCGCCGAACUGUAUUUACUGACAUUGUUUUUCUGAAGUGUUCCUGAGCCCACGUGGUGAUAUCCUUUAGACAUUGAUGUCGGUUUUUGAUGCAGUGGCGCCUGAGGGAUCGAAGGUCACGGGCCUUCCAUGUCAGUUUUCGGCCUUACCGCUUACAUGCAGUGAUUUCUCCAGAUUCUCUGAAUCUUUUGAUGAUAUUAUGGACCGCAGAUGAUGGAAUCCCUAAAUUCCUUGCAAUUGUACGUUGAGGAACAUUGUCCUUAAACUGUUCGACUAUUUUCUCACGCACUUGUUCACAAAGAGGUGAACCUCGCCCCAUCUUUGCUUGUGAAUGACUGAGCAAUUCAGGGAAGCUCCUUUUAUACCCAAUCAUGUGGGAUGUUCCCAACAGUUGUUUGAUGAGCAUUCCUCAACAUUCUCAGUCUUUUUUGCCCAGCUUUUUUGGAACGUGUUGCAGCCAUAAAAUUCAAAGUUCAUGAUUACCUGCUAAAAACAAUCAAGUUUAUCAGUUUGAACAUUAAAUAUCUUAUAUUUGUAGUGUAUUUAAUUAAAUAUAGGUUGAACUUGAUUUGCAAAUCAUUGUAUUCUGUUUUUAUUUAUGUUGAACACAAUAUCCCAACUUCACUGGAAUUCGGGUUGUAGCUAGGAUUGUAUAAGUGACAUAAUUGAGACUAAAUACCAGGUCGUAGCUAAUAAAUAGGGCUAGUUACCAACUUGAAACUGGUAAAUAAAGAUGCUAACUAGCUGUAUCCGACAUAUUUAGCUACAAAGAAGAAAAUUAGCCGAGAUACUGAAAAGUAAUACAAAUAGUUCGCUACAAAUCAGUUAUCAGUUAUACAAAUUGUUACAAAUUUCUAUCAUAACAGGAUGUACAAAACUACAAAGCUUCACCAAAAGUGAUCCCGUCCCGUUUGUUGUGGUGUGUUUGUCUGUGUGCCCUCAUUUCUGCAACAUUCUCAUCUUCUUUAGUGUCAGGUGUCCUCAAUAACAACACAAAGAGUGUGCUUCUUUUUCAGAUAGAAAUAAAUGGUGGGCGCAGGCAUUCGUGGAAAGAGUCUCAAACUUCACAAUCCCUAUUGUGAAGUGUGUCUGUGUAGGUCAGUGACAAACCUCUAUCCCGUCCGGGUUUGUUAGCCGGCAGGCUGUUGCAUAAGCGAAGUGGUGUGACUCACAGCACUUGCAAUAGUGUCUGUACGCAUGCCGGGUGAUAAGCCGCAAAACAACCCACUGACCUCUUCUUGGCCAAGCUGUGUGACACACUAUCAGCUUUCAACUGACAAAUUCCCAUCUUCUCAGGUGGUAUCAGAACGAUAACAGAGGUGGGACACUUAAUUCUCUUCUGCCAGUAAAAGUUGACAUUUUGCUACCUUUUUCAGUGUUGCUGUUCAGUAUUAACAGCAUCGAAGUGGAAUGGGAAAAAAAUCUACUUUGUGAAUCCCUGUCACAGGUUUUCGGAUGGGAGAAAAGAGUGAGACAUUGUUCCGCCUCUCGUACAGCUCUCCAAUGACAGAAAACUGUCAGGAAGUAGUAACAGAGCUGUUUAACAGAGGCCAAUUCUGUGUCUGUCCUGUCACCAUGUAUUAGGUGUAAGAAAUGAUUGAAACAUUGUCCCGCCUGUAUUACGGCUCUCCAAAGUUGGAAAGUUGCCGGGAAGUACGAUCAGGGCAUAACAGGAGUGAGAGUCAGACUUUUUGUCAGAGUUUAUCAGGCGGGAGAAUUGAGUAAGGCAUUUUUCCGCCUCUAUGUGGCUUUCCAAAGUCAUAAAAUUGUUUGGAAGUAAUAUCAGAGACUUAACCGAGGCAGGAGACCAAGUCUGUACUGUCUCUGCCACCGUUUAUUGGAUGGGAGAAGUGAGUGCGACAGUAUAGGAGCCAUAACACAGGCAAGAUGCUAUGAUGCCAGCGGCUGGAGUGUGAAAUUUAACACUUGACACUCACUCCCCCCGCCCUGUUGUGUUUAAAGCAAUAUCCCACCAUCACUGGGUUCUGUGUGAAUGGCAUAUGCUGUUUAUCCCUGUAAAAGAGGCAAUUAUUGCCUGCAAAAGUCAAAUAUUUUCCCGUCUUUGUUGUCCUGUAAGUAUGCAAUUCAUGGACAUUUGUAAAACCUCAAAGGCGAUAAUUUUAUUUGGGUUGCUUUCUGUGUGUGUGUGUGUGUGUGUCUUUGCGUGUGUGUGUGUGUGUGUGUGUGUCAGGGAAAGAGGAACCGGAGGCGGGACAGAGGAAACAGAGGAGGGAACCUCGGGAAUCUCCUUCAGAUCCUGCGCAACUUCACAAAAGUGCCGACCAAUGCAGAAGAGCUGGGCAGAUGAGAAGCUGCUGCCGACGUUGUGAGGUGUCCUGAGCCGAGGCCGAGAGGGAGGGACCACUAAUGACAACUCUCCCCGUGAUUGGUCGCAAGCCAUGGCUGUCAGCGUGCAGGAGAAGCCCCGCCAGAGCCAGGUGACCGAGGAGGGUGGCUGGGGCUGGAUUAUCGUCGCUGCCUGCUUCCUCGCAACCGUCUGCACACGUGCAGUCACCAGAUGUGUUUCCAUGUUCUUCGUGGAGUUCCAGCUGCACUUUGAGCGAGAUUAUUCCACCACAGCCUGGAUCCACAGUCUCGUUGAUUGCACCACUAUGCUCUGUGCCCCUUUGGGUGGUUUCCUUGGCAACCGUCUGUCGUGCAGAGCCACAGUGACGCUCGGGGGUCUCUUGUCCUCGGUGGGUUUGGUCCUUGGCUGCUUCGCCUCCAGUCUGGAACAUCUCUAUGUCUCUUUGGGAAUCCUUACAGGUAUGGGCUUUGCUCUGUGCUACACGCCGUCCAUCGCCAUGGUUGGUCGUUACUUUAGUAAGAAGAAAGCGUUGGCAUACGGCAUUGCCCAGUCUGGCAGCGGCAUCGGGACCUUCAUCUUGGCUCCGGUGGUGCAGCUGCUUAUCGACCAUUACUCGUGGAGGGGGGCCAUGCUGGUCCUCGGGGGCUUCGUCUCGAACUUGUGUGUCUGCGGCGCUUUGAUGAGACCGGUGGUGGAGCCCAGUGAGAAGCAAAGGAUGUCUCUGGAGUCCAAAGACGAAUCUAAAGAGGUCCCAGCAAAGAGGCAAGAAAUUAGCAACCUGAGCUACACUGAAGGACUUCUGAUUGCUAACGGAGUGCUGAGAAACUGCCAACUGGAGAACAGCAAGCUCACUGAGGUUAACAAGCUAGCUGAGGCUAACACGUUAGCUCUUCUGUCCAGCGGGCCUGGUGUCAGGCUAACGGAUCUUAAGGUAGCUGAGUGCCUUUUACUUAGCAACACACUAACGGCGGCCAUGCUCGGGGAGCUAGCCGACAAUAAGCUGGCUAGCACCGUGGAGAGUCCUAACUUGAGCAACAGAAUGGGCGUCACAAAGACAGAAGUUGUGCCUUCUGAACCUUUAGUGACAGCUAACAUCGAAAGAGGUCGUUGUUACUGCCUCCAGCGAGGAGAGGACUUUGGCUUCUUGGUGGUUCCGAACUUCCUGGUCCUGGCAUCGUCCUUCCUGUUCCUGGCGUACGGUUGUAGUACUCCGAUGGUCUACCUGGUUCCUUACGCCCUCAGCAAGGGAUUGGAGCACAAGCAGGCCACCUUCAUCAUGUCCACAUUUGGAAUUAGCGGUAUUGUGGGUAACAUCACCUUUGGUUGGAUCACAGACAGGAAGUAUCUGAAACGGUAUCGCAUUCUAAGCUACAUUCUAGCGAUCGCGGUGGAGGGCCUGAGCUGUCUGUGUGUUCCGCUCCUCCACUCCUUCGCCCCUCUGAGCACGUUCGCCGUGGUCUACGGCUACUUUGACGGCGCAUACGUGGCCCUCAUCCCCGUGGUCACCUCGGACGCCGUGGGCUCCGCUUACCUCACCUCCGCCCUGGGCGUGGUCUACUUCCUGCACGCCGUGCCUUACCUCGUCAGCCCACCCAUCGGCGGUUGGUUGGUGGACAUGACUGAAAACUACACGGCGACCUUCUUGGUCAGCGGCGCGUCGUUCAUAUGCAGCGCUGCCAUUCUGGCGGUGGCCAUGUUGGUCCGACGUAGCCGUCGGUCGGGGCUGAAGGCGUCCUGCCCCGAACACGCCCCCACCACCACCUCCGCCCCCGCUGUUUGUCAUCAGGACGUCAUCUAAGCGUUCUGAUGUCUAUUUUUGUUUGUAAUAACCAAACACUCUU